AUGGCGGCGACCGGAGAGCCAGGACCCGGCCAAGCCGACUUGUCCCACACCAACGCGGCCCCGCGGGAAGGAUACGUGAAUACAUGUGUCUUCUGCAAGAUAGUGAACAAAGAGAUAGAUACCGAGCUUCUUCAUUGUGAUGAGGAGACCUCUUGCUUCAGAGACAUUAAACCAGGAGCUCCUCAUCACUACUUGGUGGUCCCGACCAAACACGUCGGCAACUGCAAAUCCCUCAGCAAGGAGCAUGUUCCUCUGGUGGAGCGGAUGGUGGAGAUAGGGAAGGAGAUGCUGCAGAAAUACAACAUUACAGACCUCAGUGAUGUCAGGUUUGGAUUCCAUUGGCCACCAUUCUGUUCUGUCAGCCACUUACAUCUCCAUGUUCUGGCACCUGCAAGUCAAAUGGGCUUCAUGUCCCGCCUCUUUUACAGACUCAAUUCGUACUGGUUCAUCACGGCAGACCAGUUGAUACAGUUUCUCAACUCUAAAGCAGAGACCAACUGAUCUGGUUUUGAUCCAGUGGGUUCUUGUCAUUUACUUGACAGAAAUGAAAAACCACGGCUCCUUCAACUACCAAAUGCUGUGCUCGAUGGUACACAGCACAUGGUAGAAGAGAUUGUCUGUGUGGCCUCAGCCGAUGUCAGCAUUUUAAACUAAUGACAAAAGUGGACUGGAAAAACACUUUGUUUUUUAUUGUAGUUCUAAAAGCUGUGGUGCCUCACAAAACAAGGAAAAUCUUGUUUCCUUUGACUUUAAAUAUACCAUAGAUGACACUUCUGUCUGUUCAUUUGAAACCUGGGGUGAGCCUAAUUAGCUCUCCAGGUUGGUUAAUACCCAGCAGUGAAAAGACAAAAAGGGGUGAGAUCAGUUAUCAGUUAUCACCAACGACCAAUUAUCAUUAUCUCGUCUUGAAGGGAAAAGAGAAGAUGAUGGAUGGUGUGAAGGCACUUUUGAUGAGUGAUACAAAUUGCAAUGAGUUGAAUGUGGAACAAUGAAGUUGAUGGCAAUGCCUGUUUGUAUUAAUAUCAUAUCACUGGAACAUGUCACUGGAAACAAUCACUAUGUUAUCCACAAGAUUGUAGAAUAUUGAGUAAAAUAGGGCUGCCUCAGUGCUUUGUAUUCCAGAUGCUUUGCAUGGAAGAAAUUCAGUAAUAUGUUUAAAUGUUCUGGUAGUCAUAUAUUUAAAAAAAACUGCCUAUGUAAUGAACUAUAGCUGUGGUGAGUUACAUUUUAACUUUUGACAUGUUGAACAUUUGAGGUCUACCUAGACUGGGUCUAUUUAUGUGGCUCCCUCUUUGUGAAAUCAUGAAAAGGAUGCUUGAUGAUCUCAAAUGCUUAUUUGAUUAUAUUUAACAUAAUGCCAAACAAUGCAAUAUGCACAGAUUUGUUGCCGCAUAAAGUGAAAUUGUUGCUUCAGCUACUGUAUGAAUUGAUGUACUGUGGAAUUACUAAAUCACUCUCAUUGUAUUUAAGUGUUUAAUUAUUAACUUGAAGUAAACACAUCAUUGCCUCUUGUGUGUGUGGCAUGCAAGAGGAAAUGACCAAUUAAAGGUAUCGGUUUACUAAUUAGUUGUAACUACAAUCAACUGUAGUUCACCUACUUUGUAAAGCAACAAACCCUAACAACAUGUUUUGUUUACCCAGAAGUGUAUCACAAUUUCCACAAAUAACCGUGUCAAUUUCUUAAUAUGAAAUCAGAGGGGUUCGCACACUGAGGUGGUUUGCAUAUGUGACAAUGUUUAAGCCAGGGGUGUAUGAUCCAAUAUUCAAAGAAUGGGCACACAAAGGCAUUAUGGCAAUGUGUACAGUUCUAGAAAAUGGUGAAUUUAUGAGCUUCCAAGAUUUAAAGGCAAAAUAAGAUCUCAAAAACAAAGACUUCUUUAGAUACAUGCAGUUAAGAGACUACAAAACAGAUAAGGUCAGAACCAGAUGAAACCUCAAAUAAUGUGAUUGGGGUAAUUGUGGAUGCAUACAAACAGAAGGGGCUUAGGGUCAUCUCUGCUUUGUACCAAGCUUUGGGGGAAGCGGGGGAUUCAACACUCUACAUAAAAGAAAAACGGGAAGCAUAGUUAAAGAUUCAGAUAACAGGGAGAAUGGUGUCAGCUGUGUGAGACACAAUGUACAUCCACAAACUCACAAAUAUGGAGGGAAUUCUGCUGGAAGAAUUUAACUCACUUUUUCAUAACACCCAAAAUAAAAAGCCGGCAACUUGCUGAACAACAACAGUGUUGGAGGCUGUGUGGGAGCAUGGAGGCUGACCAAUCGCAUAUUUUCUGGAAAUGCACAAAGAUAAGGUUACAUUGGGAGAAUGUUAAUGUAGGUGUCAAAUGCAUUUUCUGGAUGACCAUCUGUCCCAUUGGUAGCUGCAGAUAUUAUGGCAUUUACUACUUUGAAUCCAAAGCUUUAAGCUAUUUAAGGUAUUUCUCAUGAGUUUGAUUUUGUACAUCCUUACCUAGCCUAGUGUGCUCUACUACUACAAUUACUACUGCUACUACUACUACCGUAGUGCUGCUCCCGUUAGGGGUCACCACAGCGGAUCAUCCAUUCCCAUCUCUUCCUAUCCUCUGCAUCUUCCUCUGUCACACCAACCACCUGCAUGUCCUCCCUCACCACAUCCAUAAACCUCCUCUUUGGCCUUCCUCUUUUCAUCUUGCCUGGCAGCUCCAUCUUCAGCAUCCUUCUCCUAAUAUAACCAGCAUCUCUCCUCCACACAUGUCCAAAACCAUGUCAAUCUUGACUCUCUUGCUUUGUCUCUAAACUGGCUUACAGUAAAUGCUAACAAGGCUCCCUAAUUCACAGAGCACAUCCUGCAUAAGGAAAUGGGACUGCUGCCCCCAAGCCAGUUGUAUCAUGUUCCUCUUAUAGCACCAUAUUGUCUGUCACUGGCAGCCUCCUGUUCUGUUUGGCCACGGUCCAAUUCCAUUAACCACUCUGGCCUCAUUCAGCUGUCCACUUGUCCACUUAACCUAAAUGAAUGAGUUGCUUGAGGAGGUAUAGUUGAAGGAUACAUAAAGUCAGUUUUGAUAGGAAUCUAGGGCCAUACAGCAACAUAUCCCAGCAUCAUACUGUUUUACUUACUAAUUUACUUAGCAGUCAGCUGUUAAUUGGACUGUAGUUGUGUCUGGCAAUAUGCUGGGCGCAAGAUGUUUUUAGUUGCUCUCUAUCCAGUCUCCUUUAAAGGGCUUUUAUAUAAGUGUAUAUUUGAACAUAACAGGAACAAGUAAUUAUAACGUACAUUCUUUGAGUAGAAAAAGUGAACCAUUUAAGGAUUAAGGGAUUCUCACUGUCAGCUUCCUUACUAUGCUUAGGUCUGCAGUUCUAUAAGCACCUGAAUCUAAGGUGCUAAGUGAAAUAUGAAUUGACUAAAGUUUCAUCUCCUUGCUGGAUGGCGUACACGCAACAUCUUUUUUUCAGGGAACUUGGUCCCAAUUACAGAAACAAAUGGAGCUGUUGUGCGUGAUAUAGGCAGUACAUUCAAAUGUCUG
Molecule: messenger RNA, 3482 nt
Organism: Lampris incognitus (smalleye Pacific opah)
Lineage: Eukaryota; Metazoa; Chordata; Actinopteri; Lampriformes; Lampridae
Gene: hint3
Product: histidine triad nucleotide binding protein 3
Exons: 5
Coding region: 1-501 (166 amino acids)
Molecular function (GO): catalytic activity
Source: RefSeq, a predicted model, not a curated record